Molecule: messenger RNA, 2121 nt
Organism: Fusarium venenatum
Lineage: Eukaryota; Fungi; Ascomycota; Sordariomycetes; Hypocreales; Nectriaceae
Source: RefSeq, a predicted model, not a curated record
AUGAUACCUGAUCUAUCGACAUCACCAUCAACGCCAGCUCUGGAUAAACUUGUUGCAUCCUUUCAAAAUUCCGGAACGUCAAAAGAGCAGCGCGACCCCUUUGCUAGGAUGAUCUCGGAGGAAUCUCGGAAAAGGAACAUUGCGGCAAACGCUGGACCUGGCGCAAUGAAUGGCGCAAACAGUCCUGCGCAACCUUCGCAUACAUAUGUAUCUUCGCAAACCCCGGUACCGUUGCCCAACUACGCAACGACCCAGAGGCAAGCACCCAGUGCUUCGCAAGCACAAUCGCGUUCUUCCAUGCCACCUGGACAGCACCGUUCAUCACCCAUGCAGCCUGGCACAUCGUAUCAGAGACCUUCGCAACCGCACGCAAUGCAGAAUGGAAAUGAUGCACAAACUCCGUUGCGGGCACACUUGUCACCAGAAGCACAGCGCAAUCAGCCUACUAAGGAAUUCUUGAAUGACUACCAGGCCUUGAUUGCUUUGGUUGACAGGGUACCUGCGACAGUCGUUCGACAAGCCAUUCGUGACAGAUGGGAAAAGUCCAUUAUGGGUUCUCAGUACCAUAUUGCUUUUUUGCUGAAUGCAACCAUGCACCAAGCAUCUUCUGAGACCAUUGGCAAGGCUGUCGAGGAUUUUGGUGCUAAUCUUGUUCAGAAAGCAAAGCACGAGCUUGUGGGCCAUCUCAGCCCUUCUGACGUUGACGAGUUGGCGGACUCGAUUCUUGCUCGUGCCGGUCCGCAGUUCCUCGACAGAAUUCUUGCUAGGCGCCUUGAGACAAUAUCAGCACGGCAGCUUGUUAACGCCUUGGCGCGCGCUGAGCGUCUAGGCUACAAUCUCCGGGACAUUGUCCGGGAGCAUGAUGAGCAAGUUAUUACAUCUAUGGACUCGGUACUCACGCCAUCUACAAUGCCUCCCGCAAAUGAAACAUUGCAUGUGCGGCACUACCAGCCUCGAGUCAUUCCUUCACAGCAGCUACAGCAGCCUCAGCCUCAGCCUCAGCCGCCGAUGGCACACCCUCCCACCCGAGCACCACCCGCAAAGGUUUCGUCGCCUUCCGACCUUCCUAUGGGUCCGAAGGAACUCGUGUGGUGCAAUUGUGGCUGGCCGUGUGCCUCCUCGACGGCCCUUAGUUACCAUAAGAAGAAGGGCGCUUGCUACAAGAUUCGUCCGACCGACCAGGCGGGAAGAGACAUAUGCCUCCUUUGUGGGUGCAGGUUCGGCAGCAGCGGCGGGUUACUGUACCACGAGAAGUCUGAGGUCUGUGGAGAGCAUAAUCAAGAGAUUCGCCAGAAAAUGCUCAAUCUAAUUGAGUACUUCCGUACACAUGGAAAAAAGACACAUUACCGUGCUGCUCAUUCAUUGAUGACUCCUCGAGCUCAAGCAAAAGCACCAUCAACUGUGCAUCAUGCAGCUUUGGCCACGCCAACUCAGUCAUCCAGCACUCCUCAGCGCGAUCCGUAUGCGCAUCUUACACCCGACCAGCACAGAGAAUUCAGCGCCAUCAUGAAGGAUGCUGAAGAGAAAUACGGAGGCCUCAUGAGGGAGGCGCAGCAUCUCGCCGAACCGGAGAGACAAAAGCGCCUGGCGAGCCUGAAGAAUUCUUACAACACAAAACAAAGCACGACCCGUAAGAAGUUUGGCAUUCGUCUGCGCGAAAGACGCACUCGAGACGAGAUCGAGGCCGAGGAGGCCAGACUUUUCCACAGUCCAAGAGGCGGGGGAACGCCGACAAAUGGAACUCCUGUUGUUGACCGCGAAUCUCAUCCGAAGAAAAGGCCUCGGACCGAUGAUAUGGAAGCGGCCCCAUCAGCAAUUGGAACAAAUGGCAACCAAGAGCGCCCACAGAAGAGAGUCUCCAGGGCGGAGAUGGGUGGUGGUUUAUCUGGAUCACAAGCGACUGCAGAGCUUACUGAUCCUACAGCGCAUCUGUAUCCGCCCCAGCCACGGUACACGCCCCAGAAGUCAUCUGCUCCCAGACCAUCCUGGCCUUCAAACCGGGCUGGGGCAGCUGUGAGAGGGACUCACGACGAUCCCAUGUCACUUGACGAUGACGACUCUGAUUCAGACAGCGACAGUGACAGCGACGACGAUGGUGAUAUUCCAGCCACUCUUGACUAA